AGAAAAAGUAAACAUACCGGUAGACAGAAAAGAAUUUUCAAGUGCUCAGAUUGUAGCGAAAACAGUAUUUAUUGAAAAUCAUCGUAGAAAUACAAGAUGUAUCUCCUUUUAGUUAUAACAAUAAUUUGCUUUCUGAUGCCCUUCGUUUCAAAGAUAACUAAAUUAAUCCUUUUGAUGGUAUUCCGGGAGAGUUUGGAAGUCCGCGCACUGCGAGCCGAAUCAGAACACAUCAAAAGGGAACUUUCGAAAAUAUCUAUGCGAGAUGAUUACAUCAAGUAUGUGAAGGUGGAGCGUAAACUAGUUGCGGUCGACACGAAACUAAAUGAAGCCAAAAGUGGAGAGUCGGCCAGGAGAAUGGUUUACGAAUACGGCAUCCAGUAUGGAGCAUAUGCCAUUCUGGCGCUGAGUUUGGUGAUUAUUUCUAUUUUCUAUCGCUACACACCGGUCGUGGUUUUCGGAAAGAACUUCAACUUCGCACCGUUCGAACGGGUGUUGAGUUUUCCGACUGGCGUCCCCAAUUCGGUGUCGUGUGUUUUUUGGAUUGUAGUGAAUAAUUUUGUCGCCCGCACUUGUGCGGGAUAUAUUAAAUAAAUUGAUUUACGUAUUUCCCAAACUGUUUGACAUUA
Toxorhynchites rutilus septentrionalis is the source of this 626-nucleotide messenger RNA. RefSeq names its product guided entry of tail-anchored proteins factor 1-like. The transcript is spliced from 2 exons. Gene Ontology annotation, biological process: tail-anchored membrane protein insertion into ER membrane. The record is from RefSeq and is a predicted model, not a curated record. The coding region runs from base 97 to 591 and encodes 164 amino acids. Lineage: Eukaryota; Metazoa; Arthropoda; Insecta; Diptera; Culicidae.